AUGUCCGAGGGCAUGUCCUCGUCCAGCGACCCUUCUGCUGUCAGCUCCGGCAGCGACGACACUUCCUCGCUUCCCACUACCCCGGAUCUUCCUCCCUCCGAGGAUGACUCGCAGCCCGAAGACGGGAUGCCGCCGGAGUCGCCCACUCCAUAUCCCUGGACCUGGACAUGCCACCGAUGUGGGCAGGAGUACCGCUUGGGCGUCACCCGCCGCUGUCUCCGGGACGGCCACUACUACUGUACGGCGCGGGUGGGCGACCGGCCCAAACGGAUCUGCUUCGCGGAAUUCGACUACAGCGGGUGGAGAGAAUUCAACGACUGGCAUCACGAGGUCCGCAAGCUGAAGGAGGAGGAAGAGCAAGCGAGCAAGAAGCGAAAGCGGUCGUCGUCGUCGUCGUCGUCGUCUUUCUGGGCCAUGUGCCCGAAACCCCAGCAGCAGCAGCAGCCGAGGAAGAGGAACUGCUGGGAGAACUGCGACUAUCCAAGCGAGUGCCACCACAGCUGUGGUGCUGCUGACGACGAGCUGCUUUUCAGCAGCGACGAGGACGAGGAGUGGCAGCCGGCGAGGAAGAUCCGCAGGAUCGGGUAG
This is a messenger RNA of Rasamsonia emersonii CBS 393.64, 588 nucleotides long. RefSeq lists its product as uncharacterized. The transcript has a single exon. The record is from RefSeq and is a predicted model, not a curated record. The coding region runs from base 1 to 588 and encodes 195 amino acids. NCBI's taxonomy places the organism in Eukaryota, Fungi, Ascomycota, Eurotiomycetes, Eurotiales, Trichocomaceae.